Aspergillus ibericus CBS 121593 is the source of this 1110-nucleotide messenger RNA. RefSeq names its product LamB/YcsF. The coding region runs from base 246 to 1010 and encodes 254 amino acids. Lineage: Eukaryota; Fungi; Ascomycota; Eurotiomycetes; Eurotiales; Aspergillaceae. Gene Ontology annotation, biological process: carbohydrate metabolic process. The transcript is spliced from 2 exons. The record is from RefSeq and is a predicted model, not a curated record.
ACGAUUUUAUCUCUAUCUUAGUAUCUGUUGUUGUUGCUGAAAUAGCUAAUAACAACCGGACUUCUCUCAUGUAUAUCAUCCAGCAUAAGCAACAGUACCUCGGUAGGUACUGCCUGACGUAGCAAGACCACCCCGCCUCUCCCCACUGUGUCGAGCCAUGGAACACAUUCCACCGUCCCAUAUAUCGCCCCCCUCCUCUCCCGGGCGGGGAACCUCCAACUACAACUCCAACUCCACAACCCACCAUGCCUCCCCUACGAACAAAAGUCUUCAUCAACGUCGACCUUGGCGAAGGCUACGGGAACUUCAAAUGCGGUCCGGACGAUGAAUUGAUCCCCCUCAUCGACCAGGCCAACAUAGCCUGCGGGUUCCAUGCUGGCGACCCCCUCAUCAUGAUGGAAACCGUCGCCCUCUGCAAAAAACACGGCAUUACCAUCGGCGCACACCCCGGCCUGCCCGACGUCCAAGGCUUCGGACGACGAGAGAUGAAGCUCACCCCCGAAGAACACACCGCCAACAUCAUCUACCAAGUCGGGGCGCUUCAAGCCUUCCUAGAUCGCGAGAACGUCCCGUUACACCACGUCAAGCCGCAUGGCGUGCUAUAUGGCAUGAUGUGUCGAGACUUGGAGGUCGCACGGGCUGUCAUGAAGGGGAUUCCUGCGGGGGUGCCGGUCGUGGGUCUGGGGGGCACGUAUAUGGAGCAGGCAGCGCAGGAACUAGGGGUUCCGUUUUGGGCGGAGUUGUUUGGGGAUGUGAAGUAUCGGGCGGAUGGGACGUUGGUGAUUGAUCGGAAGAAGAAACCGUGGAGGAUUGAGGAUGUCAAGGCUCAUGUGCGUCAGCAGGUGGAGGAGUCUUCGGUCACCGCGGUUGAUGGGACUGUGGUGCCGAUGGGGGUGAAGGAAUAUCCCGUGACGAUUUGUUGCCAUUCGGAUUCGCCGGGGUGUUUGGAGAUUGUGAGGGCCACGAGGGAGGUGGUGGAUGAGUUUAAUAAGGCGAAUGGGUUUGUUUGAAGGAGUAGAUGUUGGGUUGUAUGGGUAUCUACUAGAUCGGGCUAUAGAGUAUUAUCACUUGACAGAGUAGAAUACUAUCAAAUGAGCCCUUUUCAGUGAG